GCGAACUGCUACAAAUUCAAGGCAAAAACAGAGCAGAAACAUAACAACAAAUAAGAGUUGGAUCGAGAUAUUAUAUUUACAACAACAGUGGAUUUACAUGCAAGCUACUCUUAAAAGAAGAAAGGGAAAUGCUGAUAAAACCCUUUAUAUGUUUUCUUGCCUUCUGCACCUUUGCAGAGAAUUCUGCUUCAUCUAUAGAUGGCAACCAGAAAGCAUCAGUAUUUUCAAGCCUGUCUCCAAGUGAAAUGAAUACAGUUCGAGAUUUUUUGAUGGCCCAGAAACCCUUGCAACUUUCACCCACUCAAUCCAAUCUUCUUUACAAAAACCAAAUUUUUCUUAUUGACUUACAGCUCCCAAAAAAGCAACAUGUAUUGAACUAUUUGGACAAAAAUAGUAUACAGCCUAGACGAGAAGCAAGAGUAGUGAUUUUUUAUGGAGACCAGAGUAAACCCAAUGUCACUGAAUAUGUAGUAGGUCCUCUUCCUUAUCCAUAUUAUUACCGCCCACGGUAUUUCAAAGGUCGCCAUCCAAUCAGGUAUGAAUCCAGACCAAUGACCUAUGAGGAAAUUGACAACAUUGACAAUUUUCUGAAAAAUGUAACAGAGAAAACGUAUCAUUUAAUGAAGGAGAGUUAUGGUUUUUGGUAUCAUAACUGCACUGAUCAUUGCUUGACAUUUUCAGAUAUUGCCCCUCGAGGCCUUAAAUCUGGUGAACGACGAACAUGGUUAAUGCUACAACGAUUUGUGGAAGGAUACUUUAUUCACCCAGUUGGAUUUGAAAUUCUCAUCAACCACCAAGCCACUGACCCACGUGACUGGACAGUAGAAAAAGUCUGGUAUAAUGGACAGUAUUUUGAUAGCAUAGAUGAACUUGUGGACAAAUAUGACAGAAAUGUCAUUCAUAAACUCAAACUAAGUGUUAACAGUGAAGAAUACAUUUACUCAACAUACAAACCACGUGGACAAUUUAAAACACCAACAAAUAUUCAUGGACCUAAACUUUGUGAAACUCAAGGUAAGCGAUAUUUGCUGCAUGGAAACAAAGUGGAGUAUACUGGCUGGAGUUUUGCAUUCCGUGUACGAACAACUGCAGGACUUCAACUCUUUGAUAUUUGCUUUAAUGGUGAACGAAUUGCCUAUGAGGUGUCAAUACAGGAAGCAAUUGCAUUUUAUGCAGGUCACACUCCAGCUGCAAUGCAAACAAAAUAUAUUGAUGCUGGUUGGAUGAUGGGUGCAGUCACUUAUGAAUUAGCAAAGGGAUAUGAUUGCCCUGAAACUGCCACUUUUCUUGACACAUAUCACUACUUUGAUACUGACAAACCUAUCCGAUACAAAAAUUCACUUUGCAUUUUUGAGCAGUCAAUGGGCAUGCCUCUCAGAAGACAUUUCAACAGCAAUUUUCAUGGUGGCUAUAACUUUUUUGGUGCCCUGGAAAGCCAUGUGCUGAUUGUUCGGACCACUUCCACUGUUUACAACUAUGACUACAUCUGGGACUUCAUCUUUUACCAGAAUGGUGUAAUGGAGGUAAAGGUCCAAGCCACUGGUUACAUUCAUGCCACAUUUUUUACUCCAGAAGGACUUCAUUAUGGUUCACGGGUUGCUGAUCAUGUGCUUGGAAAUAUUCACACCCACCUUGUAAACUAUAAAGUUGACCUAGACGUUGCAGGUACAGAAAAUGUAUUUAAGACAAUUGACUUGAAGCAGGAAGAAAUUGCGAACCCCUGGAGCACAGACCACUCUAUUGUCCAGUCACGAAUGUACCACACAGUGCACAAAACUGAAAGAGAAGCAGCCUUUCAAAUCAGAAAAAAACUGCCACCUUAUCUACUGUUCUACAAUGCCAACAAGACAAACAAGUGGGCUCACAAGCGAGGUUAUAGAAUACAAUACAAUUCUCAUGCUAGACCUGUGAUGCCUUUGAACUACAAAGAAGAAAAAGGAAUUUCAUGGGCAAGGUAUCACCUAGCUGUGACACAUCACUAUAACAUUGAAGAGACCAGCAGUAGCAUUUACAAUCAAAAUGACCCAUGGGAACCUCCAGUCUACUUUGAGAGCUACAUUCACAACAAUGAAAACAUUGUUAACAAGGACUUGGUAGCCUGGGUCACAGUUGGCUUCUUACACAUCCCUCAUUCAGAAGACAUACCAAAUACUGCUACCCCUGCAAACACUGUGGGAUUCUUCUUACGGCCUUUUAACUUCUUUGAUGAAGAUCCUUCAGUGGCAUCACAAAGCACAGUUAUUGUUCGACCUAAAAAUGAUGACUUCUCUGAGGUGGAGAUUCAGCGCUGGACCCCUGCAGUGGUUGGAAAGUGUGUUUCUGACAGUCCGUUUCACUACAAUGGGACGUACAGCAGUGAUUGAGCAGGAGACUGUUAAUGUGGCUAGAUAUAAUUUAAACAGUUUUCUAGCCAUUUGGCCUGAUAUGUGUUUUUUGUUGUUUAACCAUUAAUGUGUUCCCUCCUAUGAACUGUAAACUGUUUUUUUUUUAAGUUUAAAAGGGAGAUGUUUGAAUAGUGUGCUUGUUACACUUUAUGUUUUUCCUGUUGUACUAUUUCUGCCUUUGUAGUAGAGGAAAGGACCUUGAAAUUACAUUUCUUAAAUGAUGCCCCAGGUGCAAAAGAAAGAGUUGAUUUGAACAUUAAAAUGAGCUGUAUUGCAUCACAGUUUACAGAUAAUAUAAAGAUCUAGUUUUCCACAGUCUUCGUAAAACUAAGACAUAUUAAUUUUUACUUUGUAUUAUUACAUUUUAAAAAUCUUAUCUGAGGUACACAUGACAGCAAAGAGAUUAUUGUAAUUGAAGCAUGCUCUUCUAAUCUGUAGCACUUUUGAAAUUGUUUUCUGUGAAACAGAUUGUCUUCAUAGAUA
Molecule: messenger RNA, 2867 nt
Organism: Protopterus annectens (West African lungfish)
Lineage: Eukaryota; Metazoa; Chordata; Ceratodontiformes; Protopteridae
Product: amiloride-sensitive amine oxidase [copper-containing]-like
Exons: 5
Coding region: 129-2363 (744 amino acids)
Biological process (GO): response to antibiotic; amine metabolic process
Cellular component (GO): plasma membrane
Molecular function (GO): primary methylamine oxidase activity; diamine oxidase activity; copper ion binding
Source: RefSeq, a predicted model, not a curated record